Molecule: messenger RNA, 1174 nt
Organism: Anolis sagrei ordinatus
Lineage: Eukaryota; Metazoa; Chordata; Lepidosauria; Squamata; Anolidae
Source: RefSeq, a predicted model, not a curated record
GUCUUCUCUUCCUAGCUUUCGGAAUCACGGAGAUGGACCCAAUCGAAGACUUUGACCUGGGGCCCAUGCCAAGCUCCCCCCUGAGCCAGGACACCUUCCAAACGCUGUGGAGCAGCAUCAUGGACGGAAAGGUGGAACCGUCCCUCUUGGAUCCGAACCCACCGUGUCCCAUGUCCUUUGAGGAAGGGACCAGCCCGCAGGUGGCAGAAGCGGACUACAACACCCUCGAACCCAUUUCAUCGGCGUUUGUCUCAGCACCCAUCAUUCCCUCCACCGAAGACUACGUUGGUGACCACGGCUUCGAGCUGGCCUUCGAGCAGUCGGGCACCGCCAAGUCCGUCACCUGCACCUAUUCGCCUAAAUUGAACAAGCUUUUCUGCCAGCUGGCCAAGACCUGCCCCGUCCACAUCAAAGUUUCCAACUUGCCCCCGUUCGGCGCUGUCAUCCGCGCCAUGGCCGUCUACAAGAAGUCCGAACACGUGGCCGAAGUGGUGAAACGGUGCCCCCACCACGAGCGCAACCAGGAUUACAACGACAGCAGCGCGCCACCGCAGCACCUCAUCAGGGUGGAGGCUAAUCAGCUGGCCCAAUAUAUUGACGACCCAAACACCAAGCGGCACAGUGUCGUCGUGCCGUAUGAAAAAGCACAGGUGGGUGCCGACAGCACUACGCUGUUGUUAAAUUUUAUGUGCAACAGUUCUUGCAUGGGAGGCAUGAACCGGCGUGCCAUUUUGGCCAUCAUCACUUUGGAGACUCUGCAAGGUGACCUCCUCGGACGCCGCUGCUUUGAAGUCCGGGUUUGCGCUUGUCCCGGAAGAGACAGGAAGUCGGAGGAAGAGAACGCGGAGAAAGCUACCAUCCCUAAAAUGAAAUCUAAGAAGGUUGUUGUUCCAGCUCCUCCUCGGAGCAGCUCUUCCGAAAGCGCCAAGAGGUCGGCUGCGGGGUCUUCCAACAACGAGUCCGAAAGCGGACCCUAUAUCCUCCAGAUCCGUGAUCGGAAACACUACCGGAUGCUGAAGGUAAUCCUGGAAGCGCUUGAACUUCGAGAGGAGAAGCUGCAAGGAGAGGAGGAGGAGGCGGAGCCAGAGAUUCACCGCUUGCCAAAGGCAAAACGGAAGCGGCUCCGACUAAAGGAGGAGAACCCGGAUUCAGACUAAGGAUCAAGCCUUUUUUU